GUUAAACUUUGAAGCGCGUCACAUCGCCGCGUCCGCGGUCGUUGAACAAGUCGUCCGUAGAAUCGACUUUCGGGUUCUCGGUGAAUCUAGAACACACACACACACACAGACAGUGCUACCAGCAAGGGACUGGAGUACAGGACCUACCCUUAGGUCGCGUGUGUAGACUCAAGCAAGGACGUCGUCGUCGUCGUCGUACGAGAGGGUGUGUGUGUUUGUCUGUGUGCAUUCGCCAGGAUAAACAAAUAGAAAGCUGUUAGGGGGGAAAGUUCUAAUAAAUUUAGCUCACCUGGUGGGGAUCGACAAUACCUUGGUGGUGGUGGUGGUGGUGGUGAUACAAAAGUGGUGUUAUGUUUUGCUUUCGUUUUCUUUUCUGGCUCGGUCACUCUCGAAGCUAAUCGAUUAGUGAGUGAGCUUGCAACGAAAAAGGAGUUACGACAACCCUUACUACACCCGGUGCCGGGAUAACUGGAUUACUUGCGGUCCAGUAAACCACAAAAGGAGUGGGGCAGCACUAGGAGAAGCGUUGAAAAACGACGGAAUUGUUUGGCGGUGAAAAACGAGUGUGGGGGUUUCACACACUCAACAGCUCAAGGAUCGUGCAAUCGAAUUUGUGUGAAAUUGAUUCCCGGUGAAAAGAGGAAAAAUGAAAAAAUAAACCAACGAAUAAUUGGAUUGAUUAAUGCGUUUCUCAUUGGAUAUCGAAAGCGCGCAACCUCACAAAAAAAUUAAACAAAAUAUAAAUCAAUUGGAUUUCGGUGAAAGUGCACGUUCAUCACGGAGGAAAAACAACAACAACAAAAAUAUUCAAUUGACAUGUUUGUCUUGGCGGGCAAGGAUGCGAAAAGCACCAGUUGAUUGCAGUGAUUAAAAGCAGUUGGGGGAGGGCGAAAAAAAAAGCGCGCGCUUUCCAGUCAGGAAAUUGCUCGAGUGUGUGUGUGCGUGUGUGUGGAAAAUGGAAAAUUAAAAGUCAAUACACACAGGCUCAAGUGUGUGAGUGGGUGGGUGGUUUCCCGUCGGAAAUGGGCGUUUGUGGAGGCACGCGAGCGUUGCACCCGUGAUUUGCACUCGGAAUGUAAUUGCUGAAGAAUGGUGGUGGAGAAAAAAAUUCUAAAUGGAUGUCAGUGAAUAAUUCAGCUGGAUCGAGUGUGUUUGUUGGUGGACUGAAAGGUUCUCUCAUCGAGUAAUUGAUUCUUUGGCGAACCGUUAUUGUGCAUUGUGCUGAAAGAGUCAAUUGUGCAGUUAAGAUAAGGUGAAUAAAUAACGUUGAACUUCUUCGGAAGCAUCCCACCAAGCCGUGCCCCGUCAUCAGUGCAAAUUCCGGACAAGGACGUCCCCGAGAACAGCAGCAAGCAAGCAAAAAAAAAACACGAGAAAAGGGAUUUAUUUUAAUCAACCCGGUCACAUAAAUCUGGUUUCACUUUUCCUGGCAGCAACAGCAGCAGCAGAAACAGCAUCAGGCCAAGGCAGGCAGGAUAAAUUGCACCAUGUUUGAAUAUUCAGAAGGACGUCGACAGUGACACCGGGAGCCGGCAAAAACAAAUAAGAAGAUUGCGGAAGGAAAAAAAAAUCACAAAAUAAGGACAGCCUUAAGCUCGGGCGCCUAAUGGAGCUCUAAUCAACCGUGGAGGAUUCGGGUGGGAUUUUGGGGCGUCCCUACUCUUCUGGUUCAACUUUGGUCACGUUUCCUGCUAGGAUAUUCUGUUUGAGAGUUUUUUUUCUUCUCCGGGAUAAGUAGCGUGGAAAGCGUGGAGGAGUGGGGCGAAAAAGGUGCAACCUCGGGAUCGAAAACAAAAUCAGGCAAUCUGAUUUGAUUUCCAUGUUUUGAGCUAGAGAGCGAGAGAAAACGAAAGGGAAAAAGUAAUUCCAGCCGAAAAUAGGCCGGAUGGGGCCAAAGCGAUGUGAUUGUGUUGCAAAUUUGACCGCAGGAAGUUCGUGAUAUCUGGAAUUCGAAUGUGCUCCCGAGAAUCGUCAUUUCCCGGAAUUGGAUCUUGUUCCACCUGAGGGGUUAAACGAGAAAAAUACAACUGGUGCUAAUGAAAUCGUGCGGAAAUGUCCUUUUUAAUGGUGGUUCGAAAACGGAAGAAAAAAUUUAUCAUUAAAUUUCAACGAAGCCUCUGAGCGGGGGUGGCCAGAUUAAGGAACCGCAAAGCCGCCGAAAACAUCCUUCAGGGUCAGGAUCCAGAACGCGGUGGCAUAUUAAAUCAUCCUGUGUAUGGUGCCAUUUACACCACGACGACCUUUCCAGUGUAGAGCGUAGAGUAGUGUGCGUACGUGUGAGUAUUGGUGAGCGGGGAGGGCUUAGGCCGGAAAAAAGCUAAUAGUGGUGAACAAAGAAGAGGAAGAAAAAUGGCGAUCUACGUGACAAAGCAGUAUUAUUAUUUAUGGAUCGUCAUCAGUCUCGUCGGGAUGCUGGAGCUGGGCGAGGUGGGCCGUCGAAGCGCCCUGGGAAGUGCCCUCGUCGUGCAGGCCGGUUCUGUCAUUGGCGAUGAAAAUGGUCCACUGUUUGAAGUACAAACAGCUGUCGGGCUGGACGUAUCGCUGCCGUGCGAUCUGCUGCCAACGACGAUGACGAUGAUGACCGACAAGGUGACCCUGGUCAUCUGGUACAAGGAAGGCAACAGCAAGCCCAUUUACUCAUUUGACGCCCGGGGUAAAAGUUUGCAGCAGGCGAUUCACUGGUCAGACGAGGCCGUCCUCAAGUCGAAGGCGUACUUCUACUACGAGAACAACCCGCCGGCGCUCCGGAUAAAGAACGUCAAGCAGGAGGAUGCCGGCUUGUACAGAUGUCGAGUGGAUUUUCAGAAAUCACCCACGAAAAACUGCCGGAUAGAUCUGGAUGUUCUUGUGCCUCCCUCCAAGCUGGUCAUCCUGGACGAGCAGGGGGCGGCGGUCCUGAACCAGCUGGUCGGUCCGUACCAGGAAUCGACCGACAUCAACCUGACGUGCGUAUCGAGCGGUGGUGUCCCGACGCCCAAAGUGACCUGGUGGCGGGAGCACGCCCUGCUGGACGACUCCUUUAUGAUCCUGCCGGACGGCACCGUCAAAAACGUGCUCUACCUGGAGAAGCUGAGCAGGGGCGAUCUCCACUCGAUUUUUACGUGCCAAGCAAGCAACGGACACGUGGUGCCACCACUCUCCAGUACCGUCAAGUUGGACAUGAAGUUGCCACCGCUGUUCAUCACGAUGCAGGGCCUCCGGGACACGUUGACGGCCGGCAUCAAGACGCAGGUAUCCUGUCUGACGGCCGGAAGCCGACCCGCGCCGAGCAUCUCCUGGACCAAGGGCACAUCCAUCAUCCGGGGCUCGUCGCAAACGACAUCCAACGAUGGGAACGUGACCGUGUCGGAGCUGGUGUUCGUGCCCGGACCGGAAGAUAAUGAAAAAUCAAUUACAUGCUCAAUUAGCUAUAAUGAAUUCGGCGGACCAACGAUCGUCCUCAAGGAUUCCCGCGUGUUGGACGUUAAGCAUGUACCGGUUAUUUCGCUUUCGCUCGGAGCGCCGCUCAACUCGCAGAACCUGAUGGAGGGUUCGGACGUGUACCUGGAGUGUGACAUCAAAGCGAACCCACCGGCGAAGAAGAUCGAAUGGUUCCAUAAUAACAAACUGCUUCAAUCAGCGCGCGGCAUAAUCAUCUCCAAUCAGACGCUGGUCCUGCAGAGCAUCACGAAGGCGACCCACGGCGAGUACAUGUGCAAGGCGGCCAACACACUCGGGACCGUCACCAGCAAUCAACUGUAUUUGGAUAUCAAAUAUCCACCGGUUUGCAAAUCAGAAGCACAAAUAAUACGAGCUGCUGUGAAGCAAACAGUUAACAUCACUUGCGAUAUCGACGCUAAUCCGAUGCCCAACUUGCUGUUCCGGUGGCAAUUUAAUAACUCAUUGGAAAGCAUGCUCGAGCUUCCGCCGUACUCGAACAUCGAGGCCGAAUCGCACCACCAGCUGGCACUGGCCGAGACCGAGCACGGUUCCCACGGGGACUCCUCCUCGUCUUCCCACCCUCAUCACCAUCAUCACUCAUCGCAGUCCUCCUCGUCCGGAUCCACGGGCAGCAAUCAUAAUCUGCUGGUGGGGCCCAACCUGGAGGAAAUGGUCCGCAGGAAGCUCGAACGGCAACAGCAGCCACCGAAACCGGUCCCCGUGGACGGCCAGCUGUACAUGUACCGGAUCGAGUCGUUCACCAGCUUCGGGACCGUCACCUGCACCGCCACCAACACGUACGGCCAGAGUGGCCACUGCCUGUAUCACAUCCUGGUGGCAGACGUUCCUGAUCCAAUUAAAAGUUGCACCAUAUCCAAUGUGACCGCUUACACGGUGCACGUGUCGUGCCUGGCCGGCAAGGACGGUGGCAUCCCGCAGCAGUUCCACGUGGACAUUUUCGACGAGAACACGAAGAAGCUGCUGUUCAGCAUCACGUUCAGCGGGCCCGAGAUGCUGCUGAAGAAGCUUCCCAGUGAUACCAAGUUCAUCAUGAAGAUCACACCGUUUAACCUCCAAGGCACGGCACCCACCAGCUACCGUGUGAAAGCCCAAACGUUGCCAGCGCCGUUGCUGCGUACCGCCCCAUCGAAAGCGGUCCUGGUUCAGCUGACUCCACUUCUUGGCGCGCUGGUUGGUGCCGCCAUUACGCUCUUCCUGGUGGCGAUCUGCAUCAUCAUCUUUGUCAAGUUUAAAACGAAGAAGAAGCACCAUCCGGCGACCAACACCGAGCAGGACAAGGGCAGUGCCGAACCGCUUAGCCGGAACAUUGGCAGCCACUCGAGCAUCGACGACAAAAAUCCGGACGUGAUUCCGCACGAGAACAGCGAGGACGACGACGAGAAGCAGUUCGAGCGGCUGGCGCUGGACUCGGACCGGCUUAAGUUCAGCCAGCCCCAUCCGCCGCAUCCGGUGACGGCGACGCCGGCGAUGCACUACUCGCCCACGCACCUGUCGCCAACUGGGAACGGGCUGAAAAAGCAGUUUGGCGAACUGUCGCUCACGACCAACCCGAGCUACGCGAUAUACAACUCGCCGGUGCGGAGCCCGUACGGCACCGCGGGCAACCCGUCGGGGACGACGACGACGACGACCGUGCUGCCGCCGGCGCGGACCACGUCCCCAAACAUCUACACAAGACUGCCUUUGCGUGACUUUACGCCCAACACGUACGACAGCAUGCUCAGUACGUCGCAGACGUCGUCCUCGGGUUACGCCACGUCGCAAAUUUACACCAAAAUGCCACUGCUGACGACCAAUUAUGCCGAGCAGCUGGCAUCACUGGACAAAUGACAGCAGUAAGAUGCUUCCACGUGCAACUCAACAUUAUUCUGUCAAUUCUGUGUGCAGCAGCAAAAAAAAGAGAGAAGAAGAAGAUGAAGAAUGCUUCCGGGAGGCUUCUUGCCAUUCACGUCUAAUUCGCGAGAUCGAGACAAAUUAGUUAGGGAAUCGUUAGGUAAGAGCUAUUAAACUGAUCCGAAAGUCUAAGCCGUAGUUGUGUACAUAGUUAGAGUCCCAUUUUUUUGUACAUGUAGCAUCUAAGCCUAGCUAAAUUAUUGUUGGAAAGAUGGUGAGGCAGAAUUUCAAACAUUUAUAAAUCAUUAGAGCGAUUUUACACCCAUCCGAAACUCAUCGUAGAAAAAUUUAGAGGCAAAAUUGUUGAACAGUUUCGCCUGAUUUUAUCAAAACGCCCACACGAAAUGCGUUCGUCGUCGUCGUUAUGUGAUUUUGUUUCUGUUAAAGUUCAGAAAACCAUUUUCUAGUGACUAAAUGCGGCCAUAAAACUUGUGCAAACACACAAGCAGCAGGAAAGUUAUUUGCGUUGUGUUUAUCAGCGCUCCAGCUAGUUUUAAGUCAACACCAGAUAGAGACCAGGAGAGAUAUAUCUAUCCGUGUGUUUUUAUUUACACAGGCAUCACCGGGUUUUAUUCUCCAUCAAACUCUCCUCGUUCACUUUCUGUCCACACACUGCGAAGGUGAUACGAAGGGAGAGUUUUAUCAUUGAAACUGGCCAUAUCUUGAACCCAACCGGAGGUGUGCGAUAAGUUUAAACACAUCAUGCGAAAUACAUACACACACAAACACACACCACCACAACAUUUACAUUUCUAAGCGAGAUUAUAACCGCUUGAUGUGACGCUCGCUCUUUUGAAAGGAUGGAAGAAGGAUAUAUCAAACAGAAUGCCGGAAGAAAACUAAACAGGGAAUAUAGUUCAAUAAAUACAUCACACACACACACACACACACAAAUAUCAUGCACACGGCAAACAGACGAUCUUUAUGAAGUAUAAGGAGGAAAAAAGAAACGAACGAAGAACCAAACCGCAGGCCAAGAGCAAAAGUCAAUAACCCAACCAAAAUCAUCAUAUCAUUUCAUAUCAAUUGAAUCGUAAAGCAAACAUCUACAAAUGCCAGCUGGAGGAGGGGUGGGGAGUUUGGUGGACAUUGGACUGGUUCAGAUUGUUAUUUGAAAUUUCUAUGUGAGAAAAAUAAGAAUUAAUAAAGUUAUUUUGCUUUGAUAAAUUUUACAGGUGAUCAAAUUGGCCAGCCAAAAUUCGCUUCAUUUUCAAAUCAUAACUUAAAUUUAGUACUUAUUCUAUGUCUAUAAAUUCAUCUAUCUCGUACUAAGAUAGAAAUCAUGUCUAAUUUUACACUGGAAAUUUCAAAGCGGACCAAACCUUUAUUUUUAUUUUUUUAAAUUUUUAAGGCAUCAACCAUAAAGCAUGUCACGCUCUAGG
Molecule: messenger RNA, 6716 nt
Organism: Culex quinquefasciatus (southern house mosquito)
Lineage: Eukaryota; Metazoa; Arthropoda; Insecta; Diptera; Culicidae
Product: nephrin
Exons: 19
Coding region: 2350-5271 (973 amino acids)
Molecular function (GO): protein binding
Source: RefSeq, a predicted model, not a curated record